Molecule: messenger RNA, 1383 nt
Organism: Fulvia fulva
Lineage: Eukaryota; Fungi; Ascomycota; Dothideomycetes; Mycosphaerellales; Mycosphaerellaceae
Product: Glutaminase
Exons: 2
Coding region: 1-1383 (460 amino acids)
Biological process (GO): L-glutamine catabolic process
Molecular function (GO): glutaminase activity
Source: RefSeq, a predicted model, not a curated record
AUGAAAUCCCCCAUUCCGGACUACCUCAACCGCGUCCUCGACCAUGCCCGCCCAGACGAAUCCGGAGCUCCAGCAGGCUAUAUCGAUGUGCUGGCCAAGGCCGACACCUCCCGCCUGGCCGUAGCGAUUGCCAUGGUCGAUGGAAAUGUGUACUCAGCGGGUGAUGAUCAAGCUGAGUUCUCGAUACAAUCGAUCAGUAAAGCUUUCGUCUACGCUCUCGCCAUCGAAGAUGCGGGGCUCGAGCACGUCGUGGAGAAAAUCGGUGUCGAGCCAUCUGGUGAUGCCUUUAACGAGUUGUCCCUUCAUAAAGAAUCCAAUCGCCCGAUGAAUCCAAUGAUUAAUGCCGGUGCCAUUACUGCACACUCGCUGGUCGUGGGCCCCAAUGCGACAGCGGAGGAGCGGACGGAUCGGAUCUUGAAGGUGAUGUCGAAGCUUGCCGGGAGGGAGUUGAAGGUGUGUGAGGAAGUUUAUGAGGCCGAGAUGAAGGACUUUGAUCGUAAUAUGGGACUGGCUCAUAUGCUGAAGGCGGCGGGGAUUAUCAGUUGCAAUCCGCCCGAGGUGGUGAAGGGCUAUAUCCGGCAGUGCUCCAUCAAUGUUACUGUGAGGGAUCUGGCGUUGAUGGCGGCGACGCUGAGUAACGCUGGUUAUCAUCCUGUGACGAACGAGAAGAUCUUUCCGCACGAUAGUGUGAGGCAGGUGUUGUCGGUUAUGACGACUUGUGGGAUGUACGAUGCAGCUGGCGACUGGGUCUCGAACGUUGGUAUACCCGCGAAAUCUGGUGUGGCCGGCGGGAUCCUGGGGGCCCUACCAGGACAAGUCGGCCUGGCAGCAUUCUCGCCUAAACUGGAUGACAAAGGUAACAGCGUCCGCGGAGUCCGUAUCUGCGAGAAGCUGUCACGGGAUAUGGGCUUCCACAUGAUGGACGUCAGCCAAAUUGCUCGCUCCACCGUUGCCACAGCUAUCGCCAAGAUCAAAACGGCAGACGACCACGAUCCUAAUUGCAAUCGCCGCAUUGCUAUCUUCCACAUGCGUGGUGCGGUACGAUUCGCUGGGUCGGAGAUCUUGACGCGGGCCUUGACUCGAAUGCUAGGGGAGGAAGACCCUAACGAUCCAGGCUCAGGUGCCUACGCAGAUGCAUGUGCGGUCGUGAUCUCGUUCCGCGAUGUCUUCUCCCUGAACAAGGUUGCGAGACGGGUUGUUCAUGAGGACAUCAAUCGGUUGAUGGCAGAGGACAAGAAUGUCGUGGUGAUAGAUCCAACAGGAGUCUUGCGAUGGGAUCCAGAGGGUAAGGAUAGGCAUCCUAAGGUGGUCGAUGAUCAGAGCCAGGCCAGGGAAUACAUUGGUGGCGCAGGCUGCUCUGCAUCGGUAGAAGAGGACUGGUAG